GGGUUUAAUUGAGGGAAGUUUCGGUUCAGGGGCUUAAUUGAUUUUUUUUAAUAGUUGGGGGGCUUAUUUGAUAGUUUUCUCUUAUUUAUAUAUAUUCGGCUUAAUUGAAACGCCAGAAGCUCAUCAUCCUCUUCUCCUACGCUUCGCUUUUAGAAGGCAAGAGUUUCUGCGAGAGAUGGGGGAGGAAUCUGAGUACCGCUGUUUCAUAGGUAACUUGUCAUGGACAAUAUCUGACAGAGAUCUAAAAGAUGAGUUCAGGAAGUUUGGAACUGUUGUUGAGGCAAAGGUUGUCGUUAACAAGAUGGACGGUCGUUCUAAGGGUUUUGGAUUUGUUGCAUUUGAUGAGAAAAAAGCAAUGGAGGAGGCUAUUGAAAAAAUGAAUGGAAUUGAUUUAGAUGGUCGUGCAAUUACUGUUGACAGAGCACAGCCUCAGGGAAGAGGAGGCUAUGAUAAUGAUCGCCCACGUGACCGUGACCGUGGCAGUCGUGAUUAUGGAGGUGACAGGGGAUCGGGUGGGGGAGAUUGCUUCAAGUGUGGCAAACCAGGGCACUUUGCCAGGGAAUGCCCCUCAGGGGGAGGAGGCGGUAGAGGUGGAAGGUAUGGUGGGAGAGAUGACAGGUACGGUGGUGGAAGCAGUGGUAGAAGCAGUGGCAGCCAUGGACCUGACCGCAAUGGAGAUAGGUAUGGCGGCGGCCGCAGCCGGGAUGGUGGAGGAGACCGAUAUAGCCGUGACCGUAGUGGGCCAUAUGAUCGUCGCAGUGGAGGUUCUAGAGCUGAUUAGGUUAGGAGUUGGAAGAGGUGCUGCCGCAAGUGGAUGAAACUGUGACUGCUUGGGAAAAUGACAGUAUUGUUGAUCAUCAAAACUUUUCGACUUGUGAAACAUGAGACUAAUAAUCUACACUUCUCUUGUCCGUAAAUUGUUGGAUAGUAUGGUUCUCUUGGGAUCUUAUGCUUUGCUUACUUUGUACGUUUGAAUGUGGUCUUGGUCUUUGAAUGCUCUAU
Messenger RNA from Cuscuta epithymum, 1002 nucleotides. Lineage: Eukaryota; Viridiplantae; Streptophyta; Magnoliopsida; Solanales; Convolvulaceae. The record is from the annotation of a GenBank genome assembly.